This is a messenger RNA of Dermacentor silvarum, 1544 nucleotides long. RefSeq lists its product as uncharacterized. Lineage: Eukaryota; Metazoa; Arthropoda; Arachnida; Ixodida; Ixodidae. The transcript has 2 exons. The record is from RefSeq and is a predicted model, not a curated record. The coding region runs from base 72 to 1397 and encodes 441 amino acids.
AGACUUCCGCUUUCACUCCUUGCAGAUUUCCAUGUGUGCUAAAAUACCUAAGAGCACCUUUCAACAUUGUUAUGCGAUCUGAGCCCGAUGGAACACCGUGCAAGUAUAUGGGCCACUGUAGUGGGGGAGCCUGCCUCAAUAUCAAGAAUUACACUGCAUCAGGACGUGUCGAACGAGGCCCCAGCCACGCCAUAAGAAGUAAUCACAAUAGCAUUGCGAGUGGCAACAGUCAUGCUAGCGAGGCUCCCGUCUUAACUAGCGCCGACUAUGCGAGAUCCGACUUUCUCAGUGAAACAAACGUCAUUCACCAUGCUAGCCAACUUAUCAGCGAAACUGCAAAGGGAAGUCGCAAAAGUUUUUUUGCCCAAGAACCAGGUGCUCGAAAUGAGCAUCAGCGGCUGUUACGUGUGAAGCGUGCUGCGCGACGCUCGAGCUAUGAAGAGCGUCUCGACAACAGAGUGAUCGAAAGUGGGAAAUAUCAGUCCCUGGCAAGAUUUAGACGAAGCCGUAAAAAACGCAAAAGAAACAGAAACGGUGGUAAUUCUCGAAGGCUUUAUAACGACUAUACUUAUUUCAAUGGAAACAUGAACAAAGCAGGAAGCGUCAGGUAUGGCCCAUCCUACGUCCCACGCAACCCUUCUGUCCUUAUAGUUCAAACACCAAACAAGAAACGUCGUAAAGGUUUUUCGCUUCUGAAAGCAGUGGCCGGCGGUGCGGCCGCAGGUGGCGUGGCUGCCGCUGCUUACAAACUUCUUAAAGGGCGGAAAAAGAACGAACACGCAAGUUCCAGCCCUGCUGAAGGUGCAGAAUCCAAAAUCCCUGAACCUAAUAAAACCGACUCGAAAGCAAACGCUUCUGGUACUGAAGCUACCGUGACAGCGAAUACUAGCGAGACAGGUAUCGGCGCCUCGGAGAGCGCCGGCAAAGCAAAACACGAAGAGACGGUAAAAAUCACCGGUACUGAAACCGAUGUGACUAACAAAAGCAAGGGUACUGAAAUCGACUCGACCAAAAAUACUAUAACCAAGGAGACCGAGAAAACAAAGGGCAACGGAACCAACGCGACCGUGGAGACUGGAACCUUCAAGACCGACAAAACCGAACAUACUGAAACUGAGAAAACCAAGAUUUCUGGAACCGGCAUUACCGUUCGAACCAUCGGUCCUGGACCCAAUGCUAUAGAGAAAAGCCAGAUUACUGGAACAGAAGCGGCUGGCGGUACUGGAACCGAUACGACAGAUAAAAACGCUGACAACAGCGGCAGCGCUUCUCCACUCCUUACACCGUCAGUGCGGACGGGAGCAACGGGAGGUACUAAACUACAGGUGUCAAUUAACAAUGAUGGCGUUGUUACUCACAUCACUGUUUACACAGGCCAUGAACGGCACACGGCUUAAAGGUUCAAUAAAGAGUUCACUGAAGGCACAUGUUCUACUAACAAAUAUGAAUAACCAUGGCAGAGGAGCCAUAUAAUGAACAACUUCUUUGGCAUUUGCGAGAGUUGUUAUAUCACCGCUGGCAACUGAGUAUAGACAGGCAAUGGG